AUGGCUAAGACACCUGCAAUUGGAAUCGAUCUAGGAACAACUUACUCUUGCGUUGGAAUCUUUGACAACGGAAAAGUUGAAAUUAUCGCCAACGAUCAAGGAAAUCGUACUACACCUAGUUAUGUAGCUUUCAACGAUACCGAACGCUUAAUAGGCGACGCUGCCAAAAAUCAAGUAGCUAUCAAUCCACAAAAUACCAUAUUCGAUGCUAAACGAUUAAUCGGGCGUCGAUUCGACGAAGGGAGCGUUCAAUCCGAUAUGAAAUAUUGGCCAUUCAAAGUAACCAACAAAAAUGGUAAACCCAAGUUACAAGUCCAACACAUGGGAGAGAAUAAAGACUUCUACCCAGAAGAGAUCUCUUCUAUGGUAUUAACUAAAAUGAAAGAAACCGCUGAAGCCUAUCUCGGUCAGAAAGUCAAAGACGCUGUUAUUACUGUCCCUGCAUAUUUCAAUGAUUCACAACGACAAGCAACAAAAGAUGCUGGUGCAAUCGCUGGUCUCAACGUUCUAAGAAUCAUCAAUGAACCUACAGCCGCCGCUAUAGCUUACGGACUAGAUAAAAAGUCUAAAAGCGAAAGUAACGUCUUAAUCUUCGAUCUUGGCGGCGGUACUUUCGAUGUUUCAAUCCUUACCAUGGAUAACGGAAUUUUCGAAGUCAAGGCUACUGCUGGUGACACUCACUUAGGCGGAGAAGACUUUGAUAACAGAAUGGUUAAUCACUUCGCCGCCGAAUUUAGACGAAAAUACAGAAAAGACAUCACACAAAAUAAACGCGCUAUCCGUCGUUUACGAACUGCAUGCGAAAGAUCCAAACGUACAUUAUCGUCAAGUACUCAAGCAAGUAUCGAAAUCGACUCACUUUACGAAGGACUAGAUUUCUAUACAUCUAUUACUAGAGCCCGAUUUGAAGAGCUAAACGUGGAUUUAUUCAGAAGCACUUUGGAACCAGUAGAGAAAGCACUUCGAGAUGCAAAAAUGGAUAAAUCUAUGAUCGAUGAAAUCGUUCUAGUAGGUGGAUCAACUCGCAUACCUAAAAUUCAGAAAUUAUUACAAGAUUUCUUCAACGGUAAAGAAUUGAAUAAAUCUAUUAAUCCCGAUGAAGCUGUAGCAUACGGAGCAGCUGUUCAAGCUGCUAUCUUAACUGGAAACAACGAUAAUGUAGUACAAGACUUACUAUUGUUAGACGUUGCGCCUCUAUCUCUCGGUAUUGAAACGGCUGGUGGAGUGAUGACAUCGUUAAUAAAACGAAAUACAACGAUACCAACCAAACACUCACAAAUUUUUACAACUUAUGCUGACAAUCAACCUGGCGUACUUAUCCAAGUUUUCGAAGGAGAACGAGCCAUGACAAGAGAUAACAAUCUUCUAGGUAAAUUCUCGUUAGAAGGUAUCGCACCAGCUCCUAGAGGUGUACCACAAAUCGAAGUAACAUUCGAUAUCGAUGCUAAUGGUAUUUUGAACGUAUCGGCUCAAGAUAAGAGUACAGGGAAACAAAAUCAAAUUACGAUCACAAAUGACAAAGGUCGUCUAUCGAAAGAAGACAUCGAUCGUAUGGUUAACGAAGCGGAGAAGUAUAAACAACAAGAUGACGAACAGCGAAAGCGUAUUAAUUCUAAGAACUCACUAGAAAGCUAUAUCUUCAAUAUCAAGAAUUCAGUAGAAGAUAAUAGAGUCGGUAGUAAGAUAUCAGAUGCAGACAGAACCGCCGUUUUGAAUAAAUGUAAUGAGACAUUAACUUGGUUAGACAAGAACCAGAUGGCUGAAGUAGAUGAGUUUGAAUAUCAACGUCAAGAAUUGGAAAAAGUGUGUAUGCCGAUAAUGUCAAAAAUCCAUCAGAGCGGUGCUCCAAACAAUUCGGGAAGCUCGAGUGAAUAUAGUAAGAAAGCCGAGAAUGCUGGUUGUGAACCAACUAUCGAAGAAGUUGAUUAA
Messenger RNA from Trichoplax adhaerens, 1929 nucleotides. RefSeq lists its product as uncharacterized. Bases 1 to 1929 code for a protein of 642 amino acids. Gene Ontology annotation, biological process: protein refolding; cellular response to unfolded protein. The transcript has 9 exons. Gene Ontology annotation, cellular component: cytoplasm. Lineage: Eukaryota; Metazoa; Placozoa; Uniplacotomia; Trichoplacea; Trichoplacidae. The record is from RefSeq and is a predicted model, not a curated record. Gene Ontology annotation, molecular function: heat shock protein binding; ATP-dependent protein folding chaperone; misfolded protein binding.